GCCCAGCCCAGCCCAGCCCAGCCCAGCUCAGCAUGACCGUCCCCGGGGUGCUGCUCACCCUGCUCCUGCUGCAAGGGGCUGCUGGUGACUCUGUGACUCUGAAGGAAGGAGAAAACCUAAAUCUUCACUGCAGCUUCAGCACCCUCAGCAGCACCAGCUCUACCCUGCAGUGGUUAAACCCCGAUGGUUUCACCAUUUUCCUCAACGCUCAGCAGGCUUUAAGAGACCAGAGGUACAAACUCCUCCAUUACUCCAAGGAUGAACUGUCCAUCCAGCUGUGCAACGUGACUGUGCAGGAUGAAGGAAUUUACAGCUGCUUCUCCUACAGCAGCCACUUCCAGAGCAGGAGGCACAAUGUUCAGGUUUUGGCUGCUCCUUCCCAUCCAGUGCUGGAAGUGUCCCAGGAUGAAGGAAGAGGCAUCAAACUCUCCUGCUACACCCAGGGCAGCAAACCCCAGCCCCAGAUUUCCUGGCUGUUGGACAAUGGGAUAGAGCUCACAGGUGACACCAAACACCAGCUGGGAGCUGAUGGGAAGAAAUGGAGCACAAGCAGCACGCUGAGGAUCCUCAGCUACAGCCCCCAAGGGACAGCCAGCUGCAUCCUCCAGCACCCUGCUCUGGGAGGAGAGAGGCUGAUGGCAUCUCUCCCCUUCCAGGACCUGCCCAGCGCGGGCUGCAAACAACCAACCAGACUUUCAGAGGGUGCAGAAGGUCCCAGCACUUCAGAGAAUCCAGCAGUUCCCAGUUCUCCAGAGAAUCCAGCAGGUACCAGCCCUUGUGCAUCCCCAGGGAAUCCAGAAGAUUCCAGCCCUUCUUCCUCCCCAGAAGAUGCAGAGGUUCCCAGCCCUUCUUCAUCCCCAGUAGAUGCAGAAGUUUCCAGCCCCUCUGCAUCCCCAAAAUAUCCAGGAGUUUCCAGCCCCUCUGCAUCCCCAAAUGAUCCAGGAGUUUCCAGUUCCUCCACAUCCCCAAAAUAUCCAGAAGAUUCCAGCCCUUCUUCCUCCCCAAAAGAUCCAGAAGUUUCCAGCCCUUCUUCAUCCCCAAAAGAUCCAGAAGAUUCCAGCCCUUCUUCCUUCCCAGAAGAUGCAGAGGUUCCCAGCCCUUCUUCAUCCCCAAAAGAUCCAGAAAUUUCCUCCUCCCCAAAAGAUGCAGCACCAACACCAACCCAGCCAAACCUCACAGAUGUCACAUCAAACGGGCCUGAAGAAACAACAACAGCAGAAGAAUUGGGAGGUUCAUCCAGUUCUGGGGGUUCCAAUGGGACUGAAACAACUCCCAGUGGAAAUGUCACCGAGGAGGAACCUCCCAGGACAGAGGUGCCACCUCCACAUGAAAAUACAACAGGGAUUCCCACCCCCACCCUUGAGCGAGAUCCUGAAUUCAAAGGCAUCAUAAAGAAGGAGAAGAAUCUCCUGCUGCCCAUCCUGGUGGCUGCUCUGAUUUUUGUGCUGCUCAUCAUUGUCCUGCUUUUCAUGGUGAAGCUGAAGAAAGCCCAUGGAGUGUGGAAGAGAGAAAAUGAUGUUUCAGAGCAGACACUGGAGAGUUAUAAAUCCAGAUCUAACGAAGACAGUCCAGGCCAUGAGAGGAAUGGACAAGCUGUAAAUCCCAAAUCCAACAUGCAGUAUAUAACAGAAGGACAUGUGGAAACCCCAGAGAAGAAUCCAGAAACCCCAGAGAAGAAUCCAGGUGACAAAACCAUGGCAAUAAGUGAGAAAAUGUUUCAGUGUGGAAGGGAGACAGAUGUAUAAGUGGAAAAGGUGCAGCUUGCUGAUAUUUGUAUUAAAGUUGCCUGGGGUUCUGAUUUCAAGGAGCAGAAGGGACAAAGGGCUCCAUCCCAAAGUCCCUGGGGGUGGUUUUGUCACCUGGACUGAUUGCCCUGGAACCCUCAGGGGAUUUCAGGACCAGCUCAUCACCCCCAGCAGCAGUCAGGGCCCUGGGAAGACAUCUGGGCACAAAUGAAGAGAUUUGUGAUCGGUUUUGUCACCUCCUCUGUGACACGGGGCUGAGCAGGGAACCCCAGCUGCUACAAACCAACUGUGACCCCAAAACCUGGACUUCCAGCUGGACUGAACCAAGCUGGGAAGCAGCCUGAUGUCCAAAGGGUUCAAUUUAAAAUAAAAACAGAAAUCCAACCCAAAUUAUUCUAUGAUUUGUGGAUUCUGUGAAGUCUCCAGAUGUGAAGGGGAUGUUCCACAUGGGACUGCCCAAAUCCUGGGAUCAGGACUGGGAGUUCCCCAGGACUUUACAGGAACCCUUGCUGUUCCAGAAGGGUAAAAACAAAUCCCUAAAAUAAAGGAAAUGUUAAUUUCAAAACCCAAAACCUCCCUGGCAGCUCAGGGCUCUGCCACCCCCGUGGGAAGGAAGUUCUUCCCCUCCAGUUCCUCCCUGGCUUUCCUGCACCGAGAAGCCCAAACCGGACACUGUAAAUCUCAUUGAUCUCAUUAAAUAAAACUCACUCAACAUUAUUA
Messenger RNA from Oenanthe melanoleuca, 2465 nucleotides. It is a transcript of the gene CRTAM, whose product is annotated as cytotoxic and regulatory T cell molecule. Lineage: Eukaryota; Metazoa; Chordata; Aves; Passeriformes; Muscicapidae. The record is from RefSeq and is a predicted model, not a curated record. The transcript is spliced from 11 exons. The coding region runs from base 33 to 1745 and encodes 570 amino acids. Gene Ontology annotation, molecular function: signaling receptor binding. Gene Ontology annotation, biological process: positive regulation of natural killer cell mediated cytotoxicity directed against tumor cell target; cell recognition; detection of tumor cell. Gene Ontology annotation, cellular component: plasma membrane.